Messenger RNA from Erythranthe guttata (spotted monkey flower), 2009 nucleotides. RefSeq lists its product as uncharacterized. The record is from RefSeq and is a predicted model, not a curated record. Lineage: Eukaryota; Viridiplantae; Streptophyta; Magnoliopsida; Lamiales; Phrymaceae.
UAAAAAAAAGAAAAUAGAACACAAAAUAAUCACAAGCGCGCUCCCUCUGCAAUUCAAAUCCUAAUUCCCUAACCCUCUCCCACAUUCAAUUUUCAAAAUCCACCAUUCACAAACACUUUAAUCGAAGAAUCUUCAAUCUUUAUUGCUCUGUUACCUUUUCCGCGAGCCCAUUAUUUUUCUCGCGAUAUCCUUCGUCGUUUCAAUCGAUUAAAGCUGUCAUUUUUAAAAUUUGAAUUCGUUGAUUUUUUUGCCCGAAACGGUAAUUUGUUAGGAUCUCGAAUUCAAUUUGCAGAUCUUCUGAAUCAAUUUUCAGUUUUCAUUUCGCAUUAAUGGAUGGUGAGAAUUGUGUUCGGAUUCAGUGUUCAACUGGGCACAGAUCUGAACCAAAGAAAAGGGGAAUCAUGGAAGUCGAAGAAGCGUACGACAGUUCGCAGAAAAGAGUGAAAAUGCGCGACCUCGAAUCGGUUUUUCGCUCCGAAGCUCAAGCAGAAAGAGGAGAGACGAACACACCUCAUCCAUACAUAUGCGCCGAUUCAAGACCAAUUGAUCUUAACGCUAAUGUUGGUUCUGUUGAUGGUCUUAAAAAGGCCAAAGGCCUUGAUUUAGAUCUAAACGCCGAAGAUAUUUCCAGUUCGAUCAAUGACCCCUUCUACCCCUACAAGAAGUACGAAAAGUCAAGCCCGAUGGAUGAUUUCGAGUGUGGAAGUUCAGUGGGUCCGUUGGAAGAUAAAGAUUCGAUGAGAGUGUGGAAAGGGUUGAAACAAAACAACUACAUGUCUAACCACAGAGGCGUGCCCGUUUCGCUACCAAAGCCGCGUGGGAGGAAGAAAUUAAAUAGUCACAAUGAUGUAAUGAAGAAAAGAAUGGAACUUGCGAAGAAAGAACAGAUGGAUAGAUUUGCUAGGGUUGCAGCUCCGAGUGGUUUGCUUAACGGAUUGAAUCCCGGGAUUAUUAAUCAUGUGAGGAACAGUAAACAGGUUCACUCUAUUAUAGAAGCAUUAGUGAGAUCCGAAAGAAACGAAAAAGAACUUUCCGGAAGCAAGAAAGGCAAUCAAGAUUUGCGUAAUUCGGGAAUUUAUACGUCUGGACUCAGUCGUGAGGAGACGUUAUUAGGGAGAAGAAAGACGGGCGAUUAUGGUUUGUUUUCGAAAUCGGUUUACUCAAAUACUGAUUUUUCGAAGAUGCCUCCUUUACAAUGCAGCAUAGGAAAUAACGAGGAUGAUAAACUUGCGCUGAAGCUUUCGGUUGGAGCAGAGAAUAAUAGCUGUUUGUCGAAUGACGAAUCGGGAAAUCUUGGCAGCGUCGAUUCACUUUCCUUGAAAGCUGCUAAUGUAGCUUCCCAAUGGUUGGAACUUCUGAAUCAGGAUAUAAAGGGUCGUCUCGCAGCACUACGACGGAGCAAGAAAAGGGUCCGUUCCGUUAUUACCACAGAAUUACCGCUCCUAAUAUCGAGAGAAUUUUCGGCCAACUCACAGAAACCAGCUGCCGAUGAACACGCUGUUAGAUGGAGCACUCUCUUUUCACAGAUGGAUAAAUCACUAUCUGAAGAAGAGAUCCAAAUGGAAAGUUGGCUGAACCAAGUGAAGGAAAUGCAGCUGCAUUGUGAGAAGGGUCUAUAUAAAAAUAGUUUACUGCAGCAGAAAGCUCCAUUAGCAAAUGACAGCAGAUUAGGAGCAGUAGAUAACACGGAGAAUGACUUAGCUGUUAGAGCUGCAGCUGCUUCGAUAUAUUCGACUUGCAACUUCUUAUUAUUGACGGAAAACUUACCGUGUUGCUAAUCUAUUCUUAAUUUCGUUUAGUAUUAGCAUAAACUAAUCUAUUCUUCUAGGUGUUAUGCAAUCUCUUUGAUAGUUUAUGAGCAAUUUGUCAUUGUUAAAUGAGGUUUUAACCAUGUCCUGUCGGAAUAAUUUCGGUAACUGGAUUUCAUUAUUCAGUUUUUGUUUGUUUUGUUUUCUCUAGCAAAUUACGGCUGCCCCUGAGGUAAGCCCAAAUUACGAAAUAAUCCCUCC